Molecule: messenger RNA, 2014 nt
Organism: Melitaea cinxia (Glanville fritillary)
Lineage: Eukaryota; Metazoa; Arthropoda; Insecta; Lepidoptera; Nymphalidae
Gene: RIOK2
Product: serine/threonine-protein kinase RIO2
Exons: 8
Coding region: 79-1569 (496 amino acids)
Biological process (GO): protein phosphorylation; maturation of SSU-rRNA
Cellular component (GO): nucleus; preribosome, small subunit precursor; cytosol
Molecular function (GO): ATP binding; protein serine/threonine kinase activity
Source: RefSeq, a predicted model, not a curated record
CGCACUUGCGUUUGACUUGCGUAGCACGUUUGUUUUCCGUUUUUCUUGUCUGAGUUUUGUUUGUUUAUUUUUGGAAAGAUGGGUAAACUUGAUGUUGCUAUUUUGCGGUAUUUAACUCCUGAGGAUUUUCGUGUUCUAACAGCGGUGGAGAUGGGAAUGAAGAAUCAUGAACUGGUGCCCGGCUCCCUCGUCGCAUCGAUAGCUAAUUUACGUCACGGCGGAGUACACAAGCUGAUGAAAGAUUUAUGUAAACACAGACUUAUGACAUACGAACGUGGAAAACAUUAUGAUGGGUACCGUUUGACAAAUGCUGGCUAUGACUACUUAGCUUUAAAGGCCCUCACAAGCAGAAAGGUGAUUGCUUCAUUUGGCAAUCAAAUCGGUGUUGGCAAAGAAUCCAAUAUAUACACAGUGGCAGAUGAAGAUAGGAAUCCCUUAUGUUUGAAACUUCACAGGCUAGGUCGAACAUGCUUCCGUAAUGUAAAAGACAAGAGGGAUUACCACGCUCACCGUAACCGUGCCUCGUGGCUUUAUCUUUCUCGUAUCUCUGCAACCAAGGAGUUUGCGUACAUGAAGGCGUUAUAUGACAGAGACUUUCCUGUGCCCAAACCUAUCGAUUUUAACAGACAUUGUGUUGUCAUGGAGCUUGUUUCUGGAGGUCCAAUGACUCAUGUAAUGGCAGUUGACGAUAUUGAAGGGCUAUACGAUGAACUAAUGUCUUUGAUAGUGCGUUUGGGGAACUGUGGUGUGAUACACGGUGACUUCAAUGAGUUCAACAUAAUGAUAGACAAUGAUGGACAUCCUAUAAUCAUUGAUUUCCCUCAAAUGGUUUCAACAAAGCAUCCCAAUGCUGAGCUAUAUUUCGACCGUGACGUCAAGUGUAUCAGGGAGUUUUUCAAGAAGCGCUUUGGUUACGAGAGCAGCCUUUAUCCACGUUUCAGUGAUUUGCAAAGAGAUGAUCAUCUCGAUGAGGAAGUAGCUUGUUCUGGGUACAAGCGGACACACCACAUUGAAAAUGAGCUGUUACAGGAAAUGGGUAUUGAUCUCCAAGUAAGCGAUGAUGAUGAGAGUGACACUGAGGACAGUCAAGAACCAGAAGAAACUUCUAAAUGUUCAGAAGAUGAAAUCACUACGCUCAGGCGCGAGGUUGAAGAAUCAAUACAGCGAGAUGAAACAGUAGCAGUACAAAACUUAACAAAAAACACAGAGACUCUAUCAAUAAACAAUAAAAUCGAAACAGAAGAAGUACCAACCCUGAUACCAGCAGAAGCAUCAAAAGAGCAGAGACCUAAUGAAGAACAAGAAGACAAGACAUCACAAAAGUAUAGACUAGCAAUGAUCGAAAAAGCGUUAUCAGAUGUAAGAUCUAGUAGAUCUUACACUUCUGCCAGUACAAUAGCUCCGGAAAUUGUAAAGCAACAAGUUAAGAAGAAUCUAGAAGCGAAACAGAAGAGAAUGGAGAGGAAGAAGGCGAUAGCAAAAGGAGAAGCGAGUGCAGUCACUAGACAAAGAAGAGAUAAUAAGGAGACCAUAAGAGAAAGUCACGGACUGUGGGGGUGGGCAGAGUGAUUUGAAAUUUAUAAUUUGCAUAAAUUUAGGGACACAUGAAAGAUGAAUCAAUAAAAAAAUAAUUAAAAGUUAGAAAUCAGCUAGAUCACCGUAUUCAAAUUAACAAGUAGUCACUAAGCCCUUCAGAUAACGUAUUGUAAUUUACUAUGAAUUGGUCAAGGGGCGUGGCGUAUUAAUUGACAGCGAGGAAUCACUUUUCCUAACGCGAAUAAACUAACUAAGAUAAGAUUUAUUUGGUUAAAUAUCAAAUUUCUAAAGCACUAUUUUUUGGUUGAAAAACCUCUUUCAUACGUUGCCAUGUAAAAAUUUCGUGAUAAACUAUCUCGAACUAUCGUGUAUCAGACAAUAUUUAUUAAAAUAUUGGAUUACAAUAUAUUAAAAUGGUAUGAAUUUGUAUGUUUACAAAUAUGUUUGAGUGGAGUAAAUGUUUAUGUUUAAUAUACAA